Molecule: messenger RNA, 1716 nt
Organism: Metopolophium dirhodum (rose-grain aphid)
Lineage: Eukaryota; Metazoa; Arthropoda; Insecta; Hemiptera; Aphididae
Gene: Lnpk
Product: endoplasmic reticulum junction formation protein lunapark
Exons: 9
Coding region: 359-1432 (357 amino acids)
Biological process (GO): endoplasmic reticulum tubular network organization
Cellular component (GO): endoplasmic reticulum tubular network
Source: RefSeq, a predicted model, not a curated record
CUUAUCAUUUUACGGUUUCAUAUUUUUGCUUUUUGGUUCCAAAUCGACGAUAAACGUAUACGAGUACAAACGUCAUUACUCAUUAUUCAAUAUUCAUUACCACCUACUCUUAAGUUUUUUCGUUGUCCACAGUCUAUUUGUUCAUCGCGCUUUGCUGCUGUUGGUCGUUUGGCUUUUUAGUCAAUUUUUAAGACAUAUUACGGUUGGCGGUUGCGACAUGACUAUAUUUAUAGCAACAGACUGACGACUGUCGUAGUGCCUGGAUGUGCUCAGUUCUCACAGGCCUUAGCAUAGAAAACUGAUAAAAGUCUUACGUUCAAUGUCAAGAAGGUGCUUUUGGUGUAAUACUUGAGCGCCAAUGAUGGGUAGCAUACUCGCGCGAUUUAAAAAAAAAAAAGAUACAAAAGCAGUUUUGGAAUCAUUAGAAGAUGAAAUUAUGUACAUCGAAAACAUGACUUCAAAUACUUCACCGAUAAAUUAUUAUAAAAUAGUGUUCCAUUCAGCUCUCAUGUAUGGAUUUAUUUGUAUACUUUAUUAUUUUGGUAUAAUUCCUUAUGAACUGUUCAAAAAUAACUAUAUCAUGGCUGUUUUUGCAGCAUAUCCAAUCAUAGCUCUUUACUAUUAUAAAUUUGAUGUUUGGUAUUAUAAUCGAAAAAUAGUAACAUAUAAAAAGAAAUUAAUAGAAUUAAAAUCUGUAAAGAAAAAACUACUUGAUGAGGUAAUGGAAAAAGAAACAUUUAAAGUAGCAAAAGAAAUUUUAGAAAAAUAUGCUCCUCAUCAACUUCAAUCCAUGACCUCUCAAAACUUUAUUAAUCAAAGAGCACUUCCGUCUACAAGCAAUAGGCCACCCUAUGCUUCUUCUGGUAGACCAUUGGUUAGGACAUCGCAUAAGGGUGAUGACCCAUCAAUAAUGUCAUCAGCACUUAAACCAAGGUUAGCUCUUCCAAGGCCAAUACUCUCAAGAGAUCGUACAAUAUUUGAUCGUUUAGCCGAUAAAGUUCUUGGUGAUGGACCUCAAAAUCGAUAUGCAUUAAUUUGUAGAACAUGUGGUUCUCAUAAUGGAAUGGCUCGUAAAGAAGAAUUUGACUUCUUAGCAUACAGAUGUGCAUAUUGUUCUCAAUGGAAUCCAUCUCUUAAGCCUAGACCUCAGUUGGCAAUAAGUUAUGACAACAAUGCAUUAACGCAAAACGGCUGUGUUACAUCUACUGAAUCUAUAGAAGAAAUAACUGAUGAAAUAUCAAAAAGUGAUUCAGACACAAACGAGAGUGAACAUUCUGAGCAUAAACAUGACCAUUUAAUAAUUAAUGAUUCGGGUCCCACGAUUGAAGAAGUGGUGGAUCCACCAUCAUCAUCACAUAAUUUAAAUUCUAAAACUGAAGACCAAGUAGAAUUAAAAGAUAACUCUACAUCAGUAGCUGAAGAAUCGUUAUAACUUCAAUCACAAUAAAAUAAAAUCAACCAUUGAGGGGAGGGGGGUAACAAAAUGGUGUUAUAAUUAAUUUAAUAUUUGUUGUUGUUUUAAAUUUAAUGGUAAACAUAGGUUGCAAUUAACUCCAAAAUAAUAUGGGAAUAUUUAUUAAUACAUAUUCAUACUAAUUCUCAAAUAUAACAUUUGUUCACAAUUAAUAAUGUAUACAGGGUAUUUUAAUAUUAUAUUUUUAUGAUGUAAUCAAUCACAACUUUAAAUGUUUGUUAAAAAAUAAUGUAUUUUAGAAG